This is a messenger RNA of Xenopus laevis (African clawed frog), 966 nucleotides long. RefSeq names its product olfactory receptor 52L1-like. NCBI's taxonomy places the organism in Eukaryota, Metazoa, Chordata, Amphibia, Anura, Pipidae. The record is from RefSeq and is a predicted model, not a curated record. The transcript has a single exon. Bases 1 to 966 code for a protein of 321 amino acids.
AUGGAACCAGGAAUCUCCAACCAGUCAUUCAUUCUCUCCUACACUGACUUUACUCUCUUGGGUUUCCCUGGCAUAUCUCGAUGGAGGCCCCUCCUGGCAAUCCCAUUCUUUUCAGUGUACUUAGUUAUCCUGAUUGGGAAUUCUCUCAUCAUCUGCCUCAUCUGCGUUAAGAAGUCUCUCCAUUCCCCCAUGUAUUUGCUCAUCUCUUUGCUCUUUUCCAUUAACAUCUCCAUUUCUACUGCCAUAUUGCCAAAAUUCCUCCUAGACUUGUUAUUUCAAUUCAACCAAGUUUCCCUGACUGGCUGUCUUCUGCAGAUGUUUUUUAUCUACUUCAUGUCAGUAUGUGAAUCUGGUGUGAUCCUAUUAAUGUCCUUAGACAGAUACGUAGCAAUCUGUAGGCCAUUACGUUAUCAUAACAUCAUGACAAAGAGCUUACUGGCCUGGCUCACAGUCUUUACAAUAGUUCGGAACUGCCUCCUUAUUUGCCCACUGGUCAUAUUAACCUCUAUGGUCCAGUUUUGCAGGUUGAAUAUCAUCCUGAACUUUGCAUGCGAAAACAUGGCGCUUCUCAGUCUUGGAUGUGGAGACACCACCAAAGCACAGAUUGCAGGGUUAAUUGUGCGAAUUCUUGUCAAUGUCCUUGAUGUUGGUCUACUCUUGAUCUCCUACUCAACCAUAAUCUACACAGCCAUGAAAACUGCUACUGGGAAGUCCCGACACAAAGCUCUAAACACCUGUGGGACACACUUGCUGGUGGCAAUGUUGGUCUAUGUGAGUGGACUGGCAUCUUCCAUUGUGUACAGGAUGGAAACAAUAAUUUCUAUAGAUGUUAAGAAUCUCUUCACUGCAUUAUACCUAAUUAUUCCAGGUGCCUUAAACCCCUUGAUAUAUGGACUGAGAGUUUCAGAGAUCAGAAAGAGACUGAUUGAAGGCUGGAGAAAAAAUAACAACUUGUUCUCAUCAUGA